AUGGGAGCUGAGGAGCACCCCAACCAUUCAAAACCUCACAGGAGCUGGCAAGCCCCUCUAUCAGUCAACAACGCACGGGAGCUGAGGAGCACCCCUACCAUUCAAUACCUCACGGGAGCUGAGGAGCGCCCCAACCAUUCAAAACCUCACAGGAGCUGGCGAGCCCCUCUAUCAGUCAACAACGCACGGGAGCUGAGGAGAACCCCUACCCAAUCAAUACCUCACAAGAGCUGA
This is a messenger RNA of Linum trigynum, 234 nucleotides long. The record is from the annotation of a GenBank genome assembly. NCBI's taxonomy places the organism in Eukaryota, Viridiplantae, Streptophyta, Magnoliopsida, Malpighiales, Linaceae.